Messenger RNA from Carcharodon carcharias (great white shark), 2979 nucleotides. RefSeq lists its product as uncharacterized. Bases 111 to 1961 code for a protein of 616 amino acids. Gene Ontology annotation, cellular component: precatalytic spliceosome. The transcript has 19 exons. Gene Ontology annotation, molecular function: double-stranded RNA binding; single-stranded RNA binding; zinc ion binding. Lineage: Eukaryota; Metazoa; Chordata; Chondrichthyes; Lamniformes; Lamnidae. The record is from RefSeq and is a predicted model, not a curated record.
CGUUUCUAAGGAAGUGACGUAAUCACGCCGGAAGAUCGCGAGGGAGUGGGUGUCGGUUGGAGUCGGUUGAUUUGCGCGAGAGGAUUUGAUUUUUUGGAGUUCGCCUCGCGAUGAUGGGCGACGUUAAUCGGCGACAAGAUCGGGCGAACCGUGAGAUGAAAAAUAUGGUUGCGGCCAACGUUUUCUAUUGUAAGAUCUGUGAUGUUCGUUGUACAUCCGAGAUGAAUCUUAAAAUGCAUUUCAUUGGGUUGAAACACAAAAAGAAUGAGGAAACCUUUAAAAAUGUUUCUGGAUCAAAAGGACACUACAAAAGCACAGAGGUCAAGACCUUUAACUCUGCUAAAAGAAAGGUCCCAACAAUUGAUUCACAACAUGUCUAUGGAUCAUCCCUUUUGGAACAACACUUAAGAGAUGCUGGUGUACAAGAUCCUUUAAUUGGACUGAACUAUGUGAUUGAAUAUCAGACUGAACGGUCACCAGAUCCAGCAUUCUUCUGUGAACUUUGCAAUUGUCGAGGAGGAUUUGCUUCCUUCAUGUCGCAUUUACUUGGCUAUAAACACAGACUGAAUUAUAUGGCAAAAGUAUAUCCAGAUGCACUACAACUUGAUGGAGCAAAACUAAAGCAGUCAGAAUUGAAUGCACUAGUUAAAGAAAAAGCAGAAUUCAUUGAAAAGAUCGACGGAAGGGGGAACGUCAAGGUUGUCCUGGAUGAUGUCCCAGUUGAACUUUCUGGAGGGAAUUCUGGAAGAAGAGUUUCAGAUAACUAUGGUCAGUUAGACUCCAGAUCUUCACGCCGUGAAAACUUUAGAAGUAGUUUUGGCCAGAAUAUGAAUGCUGCAAGUUCUAUUUCAUACGAGUCAAGAAUGGCACAAUCACAAGAUGGUCAGUCACGACGUGAGAACUUUGGAAGCAGUUUUGAUCAUAUUAAUAUGGAAAGUUCCAGUGCCUAUGACCCAAGAAGGCUACGAUCACAAGAUGGGCAACAGGGCAACUUCUCAAGAUAUGAGAACUUUGGAAGUAAUUUUGGUCAGCAUGUUAACAUGGGAAGUUCCAGUUCCUAUGAAUCAAGAAUGCCACAUUCUCAAGAUUACAGAUCAACUGGAGAGGUUAUGCAUGAUGACUGGAGAAAAAAUAUAAAAUCUGAAGAAACCUUUCAUAUGAGUUGGGGUGGAGACAACAUACGAGACUCUGGAGAUGAUUACAGGAGAGGAGAACAAAUGAGGAGUUAUCGUAACGAUUACACCAAAGGAUCCGAUGUUGAUGAUCGUUGGAUGCAAAACGAGUUUGAACCGUACAGAUCAGGUGAUUCCAAACCAACCUAUACAAAUGAGGAGCUUUUUGAAUAUUUGCAAAAUUUUCAAAUCACUAGCGACAGUGAUGCAAGUUUUGCCCUGAAGGUUACACAGAGUCUCACAGAUGGACUGAUGGAGUAUCGCCUCAAGACAAUGACUGGAUUAAACCAAGAUAAAAGGCCUCCAUUGGAUGAGGAAUUGAGACAACCCCCUGGCAUACCAGAUGAACGCUCGAGAUAUGAAUCUCGCAUGCCACGUCCAGCUAUGCCACGUCCAGCUUUGCAACGUCCAGCUAUGCCACGUCCAGCACCAGGAAACUCUCAGAGAUACACUGGUAGCUCAUCUAACUUCAGACCUAAAUAUAAAGUUGGUGGUGCCUGGAAGAAGGCAGUUGCAUUGCAGUCUAAAUCAAAUAACAAGAAACCAGGUUUUCAAUCAAAUCAAAGACAGUUUAAACCUGCAACUUUUAAUACUGGUCUGUCAAAAUCAAAACGUAGUGGUAUUUUGACCCCACACCUGCUCAAGGCCGUCCGUGGAAUGGAUAUUAGUAGAGCCACUAAGACUCUGGCUAAACUGUCAAAAACAAAUCCGGCAUUGAAAGGUGUAAAGGUCUCUGUCUUGGUUAAUGUGCUGGUAGAGGCUGGUGUGCUGAAGAAUGUUCAGACUUAAGGCCGCUAUCAAAUGGAGUUGGUGUUCACAAAAGAACAUCAGCAGGGCUAUUAUAAAGAUAUAGACUUUGCUGAUUGUGAACUUUUGAGCUUUAUUCAGACUGCUGUCUUAGAUGCUGACCACUGGUGAAACUUUGAAAUUCUGCAAUAAAUUGAGUAAAGACCUAGACUAGCUUGUAAGAAAUAAACUUGUUUUUUUUCAUAUUUUUGGGUAGGGAUGGUAAAGCAUUGUGGGAUGUCAGAUGUUUCAUUGCAACUUUUUUCUUAAUGUUGAGAUGUUUGUCUGCUAAUGAGCUUUGUUUGACUUGUUCUACAUGUGAUGUACACACCGUACAAUGGAACUUCAAAACUUUAGUACAUUUGUAACUUACAACCUUUGUACAUUUUGUGAAGUAUAGUGACAUCCAUUUGAGUAGCCCGUGUUGACGGUCAUGUUAUUAUUCUAGGUAUAUAAAUUUUAAAAAUACUCCAUUUGUCUUUCUAUAAACUCAUAAAAUUUCAAGUUCAAUGUUGAGGAAGUGUCAAGAGCAAUGUGUUACUGUGUUCUUGGACUUAAAUUAUCAUUUAAAUUUAGUGCUGUAAUUAUACAUUUUUCAGAAGAGUUCACCAAGCGUGUUUAGAGUUCUUCAUCCUUGUAACAUCCCAUUCUCUAUGCCUGCAGUUUACUUAUUCAUUUUAUUGGCUAAAGGUAGCUGAUGUAGAUACAUCUGAAAUUUACAAGUCAUUUAAUUGCAAGUGAUUUCAAAGAUUAUCAGAGUACUGGGAUUAAAGAAUUGAUGUAAUGCAGCUUCAGUAAACUCGGCAAAAUAUAAUAUAAAAUGUAUUUUAAAGUUGCUUUGCUUGUUAGCUUUUUAAAUAGCCUUGUCUAAACUAAGGUUAGAAUUUGUUCUGUUAUGUAACUUAGUAAAGCAACUGUUUUUGUCAUAAUCUCAUUCUUUUUGUGAUUGCAUGACAUGGCCAGGGGUCAGUGUCCUACACCACCCCUCCACUGUACUGAGAAUAAAGCUUUAUACAACUCC